AUGUCAACCGAUCCAAAAUCUGCUUAUCGUGGUAUUCACAACUUUUUUGUUAAUGAUUCACUGAGGAACAUUUUGUUAAAUAGAGGACUCAUGAAUUAUGUACAAAGUUUGGAUGAUAUUGAUGAAGAAACUAUGAAUCAAGGAGAUAUUGCUGAGAGAAUUUCACAAAUUCCAAGAUAUAUCGAUCAAUAUCACUCAUUCUAUCCAUUAGAUCAAAACUUUUGGAGCGACAAUAGUAUCCAAGAAAUUGAUUUUGCCUUUGGUCAAUCAUUUAGAGUAAUAGACUCUGCUAGUGCUUCCCCAUGUUGUUUGAGACGUAUUAGUGAACAUCAAAUUCUUUCAAUUGAACAAGCUUUGACUAGUGCCGAUCCAUGGUUCAAGAUCAAACAUCCAAAUAUUGUCUCUUUGAAACAAGUCAUCUCUACUGAUCAAUUCGGAAAUGAUAAUGAUUUAUUGUUUAUUUAUGACUAUAGUCCUGGAGCAGAAACUUUGGAAGAACACUUCUUUAUUGAGACCUCUAGAGCUCCUGCAGAAUCUACAUUGUGGAGUCUUAUUUGCCAAUGUCUCAGUGCUCUAAGAGAAAUUCACUCUAAGAAUUUGGCCUACAGAACCUUUUACACCAACAAGAUUAUUAUUCUUCCAGGGUUAACAAACAAGAGAUUCAAGUUGAAUUGUUCUGGUAUGCUUGAUAUUUUGGAAAAUACUGAAGAGGCUGAUAUUGCUGCACAACAAAAGGAAGAUUUUAAACAUUUUGGUAUUUUACUUGUAGAAUUAAUGUGCACAUUUAGAGAAUUGAGCGAUGCUCCACAUGCUUUGUCAGUUUUGAACAAUAGUGAGAGUAUUUCUUGUAAAUACUCUACAGAACUUGUUGACUUUGUAAAGACCCUCCUCCAAGAUGACAUUGACUUGAACAAACUCAUCUCAAACAUUGCUUUGAGAUAUGUCGAUGAAUUGUCUACCAUGUACAAUUAUGUAGAUACUAUUGAAAAUGAAUUAGCUAAGGAAUUAGAAAAUGGACGUUUGUUUAGAUUGUUGGUCAAAUUGAACUUUGUUGCCCAACACGAAGAGUAA
Molecule: messenger RNA, 1071 nt
Organism: Naegleria gruberi
Lineage: Eukaryota; Heterolobosea; Eutetramitea; Acrasida; Naegleriidae
Exons: 2
Coding region: 1-1071 (356 amino acids)
Biological process (GO): mRNA processing; nuclear-transcribed mRNA poly(A) tail shortening
Cellular component (GO): PAN complex; P-body
Molecular function (GO): poly(A) binding
Source: RefSeq, a predicted model, not a curated record